GCCAUAUCUUUUGUCAUUCAGGUAUGUGCCCUUGCAUUGCGAUGUUACAAAGUUCUGUCGGAAAUACUUAACCAUGAAUGGUUCCGCUACAAAAUGGAUGAAGACAAGUAUUGCUGGAAAAUACGAAAAAUGCAGCAAUGGAAAUAUUUCAAAUGGAAAUCAUGUUUUCUAUAAAGAAAUUGUGAAUGUUAGUUCAAUACAUACUAAAGUCACGUCAACAAAAACAACGACAACAGCUAAUAUGACGUUGGACAGUGAAACCGGAGAAGAAACGGUGACGGAAUAUAGCGUGUCCAGUGUGUCCGGAAUUAGGGAGACGGUUGGAACUAAUGUUGAAGUAAACUAUAACGACAAUCAAGUUGACAAAAGUGAUAAAGCUAAUGAUUCCGAUGAUUCCGAAGAAGAAAAUAAUUCCAAAGGAUUAACAAAGUCUUUUUUAGAUGGAUUAACUAUAUGUCAGUAUAAAUUAAAGUGUAUGGCACUGGACCAAAACAAAAUGAAUCAUUCCAAAGUACAUGUAGACGAAAGUGAACCCACUGGACAUGAGGAGGUGCCAUUCGAGUCACGUGAUGUUAAAAUCCGGAAUGGCUGUUGGAUAACGGAUGAAUAUGACGUUUCUGAAAUAUUGCUUGGCAGGGGUAAAUUUGGAGAAGUAAAACAAUGCAAAGAAAGAAAGACUGGGAGAGAACUGGCUGCAAAAUUUAUAGAAGUGAACGGACCACAGGACAGGUUCGAUGUUCAAAAUGAAAUUGAGAUGAUGAAGAACCUUCAACAUCCUCGAUUGUUGCAACUGUAUGAUGUGUUCACAAAACGGAAUCACUUCUGUCUUGUACUUGAGUUGAUAUCAGGCGGUGAAUUAUUUGAACGUGUGAUAAAUGACGACUUCAUUCUCACCGAGAAAGCUUGUAUUAUGUUCAUGCGACAGAUUUGUGAAGGCAUUGACUUUAUGCAUAAUAACAGUAUUCUACAUUUAGAUUUAAAGCCUGAGAACAUCUUGUGUCUCACGAGAGAGGGAAACCGAAUUAAAAUAAUAGACUUUGGUCUUGCUAGACGUUACAAACCGGAAGAGGAUCUUAGAAUAUUGUUUGGCACCCCGGAAUUCAUGGCUCCGGAACAAGCAAACUUUGAGCCAAUCUUUCCUUCAACUGACAUGUGGAGUAUUGGAAUUAUAUGUUACAUAUUAUUGUCAGGACUCUCGCCGUUUCUCGGAGAAAGUGAGAACGAGACGAUUGGUAAUAUAACUGAGGCCAAAUGGGACUUCAAAGCUGAAGAGUUUGAAAGUAUAUCAGCAGAAGCCAAAGACUUCAUAUCAAAACUAAUCCUAAAAGAUCACACGAAGCGUAUGACAGCCACAGAAUGUCUGGAACAUAAAUGGCUGCGGCGAUCUGCUAAACGUGAACGCAUUCCUACCAGAUCUCUGUCUACCAAGCGCUUGAAAAAGUUUGUGUACAGGCGGAAGUGGCAAAAGGCGGUGAAUGCCAUGUUAGCACUCAAACGCAUGGGCGUAAAAUUAUAACCGAGAAAAAUAUGGAUAGCAGUUGAAUGGAUGUCUAAGUUUGAAAGAGAAAGAAAUGAUACUGCAAUGGUUUUGAUGAUUUAACAGACUUACGUUCGUAAGACAUAAACUAAAGGAAAUGCAGGCUUACGAUCAAAUGGUAAACUGUUUUAAGACUUGAAUGCUACUUAAAACACAGAUACAAUAAUUGUAUUCUAGUAUAUGCCAUUUUGUUGACAAAGAUGAAUGAAAGAGAUGGUCAGAUGUGCCGAUACAGUGCUCUUACUAAUGUAAGGAUGAUGGUUCCAAGUUCUCCUUCAAAACAAGUUAAAUGCAAAAAGAGGGCAUGUCUCUGAUUUUCUACUUAUAUACACAUUGGAUAUACAACUGAAAGAGUGAAAUUUUCGAAAUUAAAUCGACUUUUCCUCCGAAAGAGCUAAUAUUAGAUAAAAAAAUCUUUGUCUCAAGACUGUUAAGGCAUAUCUAUGUGUUUAAGUCUUACCAUUAAAACAACAACAACAGGAAAAGCCGCCACGAUGUUGCGUAUAUUGUUAAAAACUAUGCAUUUUAAGGUAAUAAUUCGCAUAUGAAAAUCAGGUGGAAAAUACGCUGUAUUCCUCGGGUUCCCUUCCUAUGUUACCUCUUGUAAGUGUCUUUGCUCUGAUUUUAAUUCAUAUUUCUGUAUGGGCUCAAGACAUAAAUACAACACAUUUUAUCAUGUAGCUGAAAGUCUUUAAAUGUAACUAUGAUAUCAAUAACCUUUACUGGAGUAAUGCUGCUUAGCAGCCAGUCAUUGGUAGUUGCUAGUCGUUACAUGAUAAUCACUCGAAAAAAAUCAUAAUGAUCUCCGCAUGUUUGCCUCAAACCGAAGUCCGUAUUUCCCAGCAGUAUAUUUCUUAAUGAAUAUUGUAUAUGAGCGAACUAUAUUUAGGCUCUUGCUAAAACACAUCCUGUUGAACCAUGCCAAUAUAUUGUCUGUUUUACCUAAUUUAUAAAUUAAAAACAAAUGCAUUUCUACUGUUUGUAAAGAUUAUAUUCAGGUGCUACCAUCACUAUUUUAAAUUGAAAUUGCAUGUUAUCAAGUGUUAAACCAUCUUUACCUAUCGACAUACCUUUUUUUGUGCUAAAAUCUAUGAUCCAUGCGCGCAUAUGUUUAAUAUCUUCGUUGUUGAAGGUGGUACUAUGAAUGUAAUAGAUGGUGCAUCACGUGUAACGAUAGAUGGGUGAGUUGUGCGAACGUAUCGUAUUGUAGCACUUGUUUUCCCAUAUUGUUCCAGGUUACUCAAGAUUUACCUUAUAUAUUUUGUAUGCAUUGUGAUAUAAUGUUACUUAUUUUAACUUCAAAACUAAUUAUGCAUAUACCUGUAAAUAUAACAUAUUUGUAAAUAUUGCAUUCUGUGGAUGCUGUGAACAUUGAAAUAAAACAGAUUCCUAAACAUU
This is a messenger RNA of Mercenaria mercenaria, 2935 nucleotides long. RefSeq names its product myosin light chain kinase 3-like. NCBI's taxonomy places the organism in Eukaryota, Metazoa, Mollusca, Bivalvia, Venerida, Veneridae. Gene Ontology annotation, biological process: protein phosphorylation; intracellular signal transduction; positive regulation of apoptotic process. Bases 74 to 1516 code for a protein of 480 amino acids. The record is from RefSeq and is a predicted model, not a curated record. The transcript is spliced from 9 exons. Gene Ontology annotation, cellular component: nucleus. Gene Ontology annotation, molecular function: protein serine/threonine kinase activity; ATP binding.